Messenger RNA from Drosophila miranda, 1797 nucleotides. RefSeq names its product T-complex protein 1 subunit zeta-like. Bases 87 to 1685 code for a protein of 532 amino acids. Gene Ontology annotation, cellular component: chaperonin-containing T-complex. Gene Ontology annotation, molecular function: ATP binding; ATP-dependent protein folding chaperone; ATP hydrolysis activity. The record is from RefSeq and is a predicted model, not a curated record. Gene Ontology annotation, biological process: protein folding. The transcript has a single exon. NCBI's taxonomy places the organism in Eukaryota, Metazoa, Arthropoda, Insecta, Diptera, Drosophilidae.
AUGGUCAUACUGUUCAAAUUUUUGUCAAAUCAGGCCGCACGCAAGCUCAGUUUUCACUUUAUAAAAGGUAUUCAUUGUAAAAAAAAAUGGCUUCGAUGAGCUUAUUGAAUCCCAAGGCCGAGAUUGCGCGUGCCGCCCAGGCUCUGGCCAUCAACAUAAGCGCCGCCAAGGGUCUGCAGGAUGUGAUGCGUACCAAUCUGGGGCCGAAAGGAACAGUGAAAAUGCUGGUCUCUGGCGCCGGCGACAUUAAGAUCACCAAGGACGGCAAUGUCCUGCUUCAUGAGAUGCAAAUUCAGCAUCCAACUGCAUCGAUGAUUGCCAGGGCCAGCACCGCCCAGGACGAUUCCACUGGCGAUGGCACCACAACUACGGUGAUUCUUAUUGGAGAGCUGCUUAAGCAGGCUGACAUAUACUUGUCGGAGGGCUUGCAUCCACGCAUCAUGGCCGCUGGCUUUGGCAAGGCCCGCGAAAAGACGCUCGAGGUACUCGAGAAUUGCAAAGUUCCGGUGGAAAUCAACAAGAAGAAUCUGAUGGAGGUGGCCAACACCAGUCUGAAGACCAAGGUGCAUCCCGUUCUGGCCGAUCUACUUACCGAGGUGUGUGUGGACGCCAUACUGACCAUUGCCAAUGGGACCCUGAAGCCCGUUGAUCUGCACAUGGUCGAGCUGAUGGAAAUGCAGCACAAGACCGCCACGGACACGCAGCUGGUGCGUGGUUUGGUCAUGGACCAUGGCGGCCGCCAUCCGGAGAUGCCCAAGCGUUUGGAAAAAUGCUACAUACUCACGGCCAAUGUCUCGCUGGAGUACGAGAAGGCUGAAGUCAAUUCUGGCUUCUUCUACAAGACAGCCGAGGAGCGCGAGGCCUUCGUCCGGGCUGAGCGUGAUUUCAUCGAUCAGCGUGUAAAGAAGGUGAUCGAUCUGAAGCGUUCGCUGUGCGACGGCACAGACAAGACUUUCGUGCUGAUCAACCAGAAGGGAAUAGAUCCCCUUUCCCUGGAUGCCCUCGCCAAGGAGGGCAUACUGGCUCUGCGUCGCGCCAAGCGUCGCAACAUGGAGCGUUUGGCUUUGGCUUGCGGCGGGACCGCCUUGAACACCUUUGAGGAUCUGCAAGAGGAGCAUCUCGGCUAUGCAGGAGUCGUGUACGAGCAUGUUCUGGGCGAGAACAAAUACACCUUUGUGGAGGACUGCAAGCAUCCGCUUUCGGUCACCAUUCUGAUCAAGGGCCCCAACAAGUACACCAUACUCCAGAUCAAGGAUGCCAUUCGCGACGGUCUGCGCGCCAUCAACAAUACAAUUAGCGACAAGGCUCUGAUCCCUGGAGCUGGCGCCUUCGAGGUGCGUGCCUACAACGAGCUGUUGGUCUACAAGGACACCAUCAAGGGCAAGGCCCGCCUGGCAGUUCAGGCCUUUGCUGAUGCCCUGCUGGUGGUACCCAAAACUCUGGCCAUCAACAGCGGCUACGAUGCUCAGGACACCAUUGUGAAGCUCGUCACCGAGGAUCGCUCGACCCCCGAUCUAGUUGGGCUCGAUUUGGCCACCGGUGAGCCUAUGAAGCCCGCCGAUAUGGGUAUCUACGACAACUACAUUGUCAAGAAACAGAUCAUCAACUCGUGCUCAAUCAUAGCCGGCAAUCUGCUGCUCGUCGACGAGGUAAUGCGUGCUGGCUUGACCAGCCUCAAGGGUUAGGACUCCCAAAAUAUAUAUCUUAUCCUUAAUACAACUAAUGUUCACUUAAUACAAACCUAACCUAUUGGGUUUAAAAAUAAAAGCUAUGCUUCAAGCCCACUCUGUUAAGAGA